AUAAAGUAGAAAAUAAUGUUGUUUAAGCUUGUGCUGUUCUUUCUUCUCCUUGAAGGAUUUGUUGUUACAUCACAACAAGACUUUGGUUUCACCUACAAUGGUUUUCAAGGAGUUAACAUGAGCUUGGACGGCUUAGCCCAGAUUACAGACAAUGGUCUCCUAAUGUUAGCAAACAACACUUUGCAACAAAUGGGUCAUGCCUUCUAUCCCCAACCGGUUCACUUCAUGAAUUUCUCCACUGGUACUGCUCUCUCCUUCUCCACUACUUUUGUAUUUGCCCUGUUCUCUCAGUUUGCAAAAGUAGGUGGCCCUGGUUUCGCGUUUGUGAUUACACCCUCAAUAGACUUCUCAAAUGCUUUACCAGCCGGGUAUCUAGGCCUCUUCAACACCACCAACAUCGGUAAUUCAUCCAACCAUAUCAUCGCAAUCGAGCUCGAUGGCGUUGCAAACAGGGAGUUCAAUGACAUUGAUGGAAACCAUGUUGGUAUCGAUAUCAAUGACUUGAAAUCUGUUAAAUCUGCCACAGCUUCUUAUUUUAGUGAUGAAGAGAAUCAGCAUGUAAACCUAAGUCUCAGAAGUGGAAACCCCUUGCAACUCUGGGUAGAAUAUUCUGGUUCACUGAAGCAACUUAAUGUGACUUUAGCCCCUAUUAAUGUCCCUAAACCAAAGAUCCCACUCUUGUCCUACAAAAUUGAUCUUUCUAAGAUCAUAAAAAGGGAUCCCAUGUUUUUGGGUUUCUCCUCAGCUCUAUAUGGUUUGCCAGAAUCCUAUUAUAUAUUGGGAUGGAGUUUUAAAAUGAAUGGGAAAGCAAGAGAACUCACUCUCUCCCAACUACCUAAGCUUCCUCAUCAGAAAAAAAGACAUAAAACAAGCCCUAGGGUUUUUAGUGUUGGAUUUUCUGUGAUAGGUGCUACUUUACUGUUAAUUUCCAUCUUCAUCAUUCGAUUUAUAGUGAAAAGGAAGAAAAAGUUUGCUGAAGUGGUUGAAGAUUGGGAACUUGCUGAUUAUGGAACUUACAGGUUCAAAUAUAAAGAUCUCUACAUUGCCACCAAGGGAUUCAAGGACAAGGAGCUUCUUGGAACUGGUGGCUUUGGUUGGGUCUAUAAAGGUGUAUUACCCAAAUCCAAGACAGAAGUUGCUGUGAAGCGAAUCUCCCAUAAUUCAAGACAAGGAGGGGAGAAAGAAUUUAUUGCUGAGAUCAUUAGCAUUGGAAAAUUGAGGCAUCGGAGUAUAGUAACACUCUUGGGCUAUUGCCGACGAAAGGAAGAACUCCUUCUGGUCUAUGAUUUCAUGCCAAAUGGUAGUCUAGACAAACUCCUUUUUGAUCAAACAGCAACAAAGAUGGUGUUGAGUUGGUAUCAAAGAUUUCGAAUAAUCAAAAGCGUGGCAACCGCGUUGUUGUAUUUACAUGAAGAAUGGGAACAAGUUGUGGUUCAUAGAGACAUAAAAUCCAGUAAUGUCUUAUUAGAUAAGGAAUUAAAUGGAAGAUUAGGAGAUUUUGGGCUUGCAAGACUAUAUGAUCAUGGAACUAACCCUCAAACCACCCAUGUAGUUGGGACAAUUGGUUAUCUUGCACCAGAACUUUGUAAAACUGGCAAAGCAAACCCUAGUGUGGAUGUGUUUGCAUUUGGGGUUUUUUUGCUUGAAGUUGCUUGUGGUAGGAGACCCAUAUUAGAGCCAGCUGAAGCAUCUGAAGAGUGUAGAAGGGUGCUAGUGAAUUGGGUGAUCUCAUGUUGGAGUAGAGGCAUGAUUCUUGAUACUGUGGACUCAAAACUUGGGAUGAAUUAUGAAGUGAAGGAAAUGGAGUUGGUGUUAAAACUUGGAUUACUUUGCUCUCAUUCAAUUCCAACUAUAAGGCCAAGCAUGCGACAAGUCCUACGCUAUUUGGAAGGAGAGGUUCCUCUACCAGAUUUACUUCUACUGUGCCUUCAUCAGAAGGUUAAUUCUAGUGAUGUCUCUGUUUGUUGUCCUUCUGUUGGGAAUGCAAUGACUCUGUCCUCAUCAUCAAUUGCAGAAUCUGUACACUCUCGAGGACGUUGAG
Messenger RNA from Telopea speciosissima, 2041 nucleotides. RefSeq names its product L-type lectin-domain containing receptor kinase IV.1-like. The transcript has 2 exons. The record is from RefSeq and is a predicted model, not a curated record. Lineage: Eukaryota; Viridiplantae; Streptophyta; Magnoliopsida; Proteales; Proteaceae. Gene Ontology annotation, biological process: protein phosphorylation. Gene Ontology annotation, cellular component: plasma membrane. Bases 16 to 2040 code for a protein of 674 amino acids. Gene Ontology annotation, molecular function: ATP binding; protein kinase activity; carbohydrate binding.